This is a messenger RNA of Talaromyces marneffei, 2082 nucleotides long. RefSeq lists its product as uncharacterized. Gene Ontology annotation, cellular component: nucleoplasm; mitochondrion; cytosol. NCBI's taxonomy places the organism in Eukaryota, Fungi, Ascomycota, Eurotiomycetes, Eurotiales, Trichocomaceae. Gene Ontology annotation, molecular function: fructose-6-phosphate binding; enzyme binding; enzyme inhibitor activity. Gene Ontology annotation, biological process: negative regulation of glucokinase activity; amino sugar catabolic process; response to fructose. The record is from RefSeq and is a predicted model, not a curated record. The coding region runs from base 1 to 2082 and encodes 693 amino acids. The transcript is spliced from 4 exons.
AUGGCACAGGAUGUCCUGGAUCUCUCGGGCUUACAGACCGAGGCAAUCAAUGAGCGCACCAACAGUAUCGACAGGGUCUCGACCCUGCAGAUGUGUACUAUGAUCAAUGGCGAGGACAAAACAGUGGCGGACAGUGUUACGGCAUGCGUGGAAGAUAUUGCGCGCGCGAUCGACUUGUUAGUUCCUCGUGUACGUGCUGGUGGGCGAGUGAUAUACGUCGGGGCAGGAACUAGCGGCAGGUUAGGAGUACUGGACAGUUCCGAGAUUCUACCUACCUUUGCAGCGCCCCCAACACAAUUCGUCGGCUUGAUUGCCGGAGGAGAUGCAGCAAUCCGCAGGGCACAGGAAGGCGCAGAAGACAGUACAAUAUCAGGCAGAAAUGAUCUAGUCGCGAUGGAUCUGAAUGGCGAACAAGACAGCAUAAUUGGAAUCGCAGCUUCCGGUCGCACACCUUACGUCCUCGGCGCACUCGAGUAUGCGAAAAGCUUAGGUUGCCUCACACUUGGAGUUGCAUGCGUCUCACCGUCAGAGAUGGGUCAAUCUGGCAACGUUGAUAUAAUGAUGGCGCCUUUACCCGGCCCAGAAGUCGUCACUGGGAGUACAAGACUUAAGGCGGGAACUGCCACAAAACUAGUACUGAAUAUGCUGAGUACCGGUACUAUGAUUAAGGCGGGCAAAACAUAUGGGAAUAUGAUGGUUGACCUUAUCGCAUCAAAUCAGAAACUUAAGCAAAGGUCGCGAAACAUUCUCCGGAAAGUUAGCAAACGAUGCUCAUCUAUGACCGAUCAAGAAUUGGACGAUCUGCUCGCUCGUUGUGACAGUAGAGUAAAAGUUGCACUUGUGGUCGCGGAGAAAGGAAUCUCGGUAGAAGAAAGCAGGGAGCAACUUGAAGCGGCUCAAGGUGUUCUCGCCAAGGUCAUUGCAAUCGAAAAGGCGGUCCAGGUCAAGAAACCCUUGGUAAAUGGAUUUAAGCAUCAUCGAACAGUUUUGUGUAUUGAUGGGGGAGGUUCAAAAUGCGCCGCCGUAGUAGGAGAUUCAAGUGGUAAUAUAGGGAGAGGCGUCUCUGGGCCUUGCAAUUUGACGGAUGGAGAUUUUGGGGCCUCGGUGGAUGCAAUAGUGACAGCCGUAAGCGAAGCAAUGAACGAUAUUGGAAGAAAGAUGAAUCCUGCCAAUGGCAUCAAUGGGCCAACAGAGUCACACCUGUCGGCUCGUACAGAUCACGGCGAGCCAUUUGAUUCAAUCUGGAUUGCUAGUGCCGGAAUGGACCGUCCAGGAAUGAGAGAACGUGUGCAAGCAGCGGUGACACAGAGUCUGAAUUUGAAUAAUUCGACUCAAAUGCGGAUAACCAACGACGUUGACCUGCUAGCUGCAGCUAUGGCACGACAUCCAGAAAUCUCUUCCAGCUUGGUCGUUGUCGCUGGUACUGGCAGCAUUGCCAUUCGGUAUGCUUACAACAACAACAAUGAUAUAACGCCGAGGCGCGUCGCACGCGCUGGAGGAUGGGGUCAUCUUCUCGGCGAUGAAGGUGCUGGAUAUGCAAUAGGAAGACAAGCUAUCCGGAAGACUUUGUUCUCACUGGACAAUAUCAAGCUUGCGCAGCGAAAAUCCGGCCUCACUCCACUAGAACUGAAAAUAGUAAACUUCUUCUCAAAUUCCUCGCUUGGAGGGAAAGAUGACGCUCAGAACAUUGACCUACUGAGCAAGGUCCUGAUGGCCAAUGACGACAAAUCGGCCAAAUCUCGCAUUGCAGGCAUCACACAAACAAUUCUGGAUGCAGCUGGAUCUGGAGAUGCCGAGGCAGUGGAAAUCAUCGCUCAACAAGUAUCGGGCUUUGUCGAGAAUACUCUCAGCCAUCUACUUGAUCCUCCAUCUCAUGGAUAUGUGGAACCUUCACGAUGUGGCCUCAUUCUCUCCGGAGGGGUGAUGCUUCACAGUGUUUAUCAAACAAUCUUUCAACUUGCCCUAGCCAAACGCAACAUCCGGUUUAGCUAUACGGAAGCUGUUCCCAACGCGGCGCUUGUGGGUGUUGAAUAUUUGCUAACAUCGGAUACUCUUGUACCUCCACAGAAUGGGGUGUCUUGA